Messenger RNA from Dichotomopilus funicola, 1332 nucleotides. RefSeq lists its product as uncharacterized. Gene Ontology annotation, molecular function: FAD binding; monooxygenase activity. Lineage: Eukaryota; Fungi; Ascomycota; Sordariomycetes; Sordariales; Chaetomiaceae. The coding region runs from base 1 to 1332 and encodes 443 amino acids. The record is from RefSeq and is a predicted model, not a curated record. The transcript has 3 exons.
AUGGGGGACGUGCGCGAUCUUCGCAUCGCCAUCAUCGGCGCGGGGAUGGGCGGCUUGGGAACCGCACUAGCCUUUGCCAAGAAGGGCUUCAAGCACAUCGACGUGUACGAGACGGCAUCUAACCUUGGAUUUGUCGGUGCCGGCAUCCAGAUGCCCCCCAAUGUGGUUCGUGUGCUGGACCGCCUUGGCUGCUGGGAUGAGAUCUAUGCCGAAGCCACCAACGUCCAGGGAACGAGCAUCCGGCGAGGGAGUACCGAUACGGAGCUCUCACAUGUGCAGAUGCCCGACAUCGCGGCCAAGUACGGCUACCCCCACUGUACCGGCCACCGGUGGUCGCUCGCCAACGGCCUCUUCAACGGCUGUCAGAAAGAGGCCGCGAUCCGCUUCCACUUCUCGACGGCGCUCGUUAAAAUCAACUCUUGGGCCGCACCCGUCUCACUUACUCUCCAACCACGCCACGGCGAACCAUUCACGAUCGAGGCCGACCUCGUGCUAGCCGCAGACGGGGUCAAGUCGGUGACGCGCACCCAGAUGCUCGCCGAACUGGGCACGGCAUCAGAGGAAGAAGACACAGGGCAGGCAGCGUAUCGCAUCAUGCUGACGCGCGAGCAGAUGGCGCACGACCCAGAGAUGCUGGCGCUGUUAGACAGUGACACGGUGGUGCGGUGGGUGGGAGAACGCCGGCACAUCAUCGCAUACGCGGUCAGCAACCACCAGAUCUACAACCUAUCGACCGCCCAACCCGACACCAACUUUGCGGCUGCCACCAACGCGACCUACACCACGCGCGGCUCCAAGUCUGCCAUGCUGCAGGUCUACGGCGAUUUCUGCCCACUUGUCCACCGCAUGCUAGAUCUAGUACCCGACGGCGAAGUAUGCGAGUGGAAGCUUCGCGUGCACAAACCGCUACCGACGUGGGUGCUGGGCUCGGUUGCCCUACUCGGAGACGCCUGCCACCCGACCCUACCACACCUUAGUCAGGGCGCAGCUAUGGCAAUCGAGGACGGCGCGGUGCUCGCCGAGGUAGUCAGCCGGGUCCCCGACCUGUCCAGCCCGGAGUCCCUGACCAAAACCCUCAAAGUGUACGAAGCGCUGCGCAAGCCGCACUGUACGGCGCUGGUCGACCUGGCCGCGCACUCGGGCCGGAUCCUGCACCUGGGCGAGGGCGCCGCCAAGGAGGCGCGCGAUCGCGAGUUCCGGGAGAAUGGCCGGUCCGGGUCGGUGCCGGACAAGUGGGCGAGCCCGGAUGUACAGAAGAUGAUUUACGGGUUGGAUUGCAUGCGUGAGGCGGCGGAGAAGUUUGGGGGGCUGUAUAAGAGGGUGGAUGUGUAG